UCUCCAUCCAGCUGGAUCACUGUCACAGCCUCCACUGCCUCCUUCUACUCCUCGUUUUCCUCUCCUCCUCUCUCUGUGAUGGUGUCUGUUCCCUCCAUAACUGGGUUGCUCCUGCUGGUCAUACUGCUUCUAGUGCUGAGACGAUGCAUCCAGGGAAAAGCUGGAGAGAGAGCAACAGCUGCCACCUCUUCAUCAGUGGGAAGAACAUCUGCAGAUGAUCGAAAAGGGUCAAAGAUGAUGAGAGAGAGCGAUCCAGCGGCAGUUUACUCUUCAGUGCACAGAACACCUGAGAUCAGCUACGCACAGAUCCCCAUCAAGACGAACUGCAGACAGAGAGAUCUUCCACCAGAGCCAGCCGUCAUCUACUCCUCACUGAAGCAGACCCACACACCUUCACCACAGCUUAACCAGUCUAACCAGUGACGUCCAGCUGGCUGCCAAACACAUCCCUGCACUCCUCUCUAUAUUAUAUAUUAUUUAUUUAAUCAUAUUCUGUGUGUGUUUACAGUUGUACAGCUGCACUGGACCAGUUUGAAUGUAGAGGUCAGGAUGAAAUGGAAAGUUUAAUUUUCACUUUAAUAAAACAUCUUACAAAGCAGUUUCCUGGUC
Messenger RNA from Maylandia zebra (zebra mbuna), 609 nucleotides. The record is from RefSeq and is a predicted model, not a curated record. NCBI's taxonomy places the organism in Eukaryota, Metazoa, Chordata, Actinopteri, Cichliformes, Cichlidae.